AUGGGCUCGAUCGGAACAAUCUAUACCUACCCAUACAAUCCCCGGGUGAUGAAGGUCCAAGCAGCCGCAGCCCUAAAUGGCCGCACGGUGAGCAUCGCCCCCAACUUCAUCAUGACCGAAACCAACCGAUCCCCCGAAUUUCUACACGAUUUCCCCCUCGGCAAAGUCCCAGCCUUCAGGAGCGUCACUGGAAUCCAGCUCUUCGAAUCUGACGCCAUCGCCCAAUACGCCGCCGAAAUGGGGCCCAUGAGCACUCAGCUUCUCGGCUCCAGUGCAGACGAGCGCGCUCUAAUCCGCCAAUGGAUUGGAUUCGCCGACCACGAGCUCUUCGAGCCAUUGCAGAGUAUGGUUCUCUGGCGGUACGGGAUGGGCCCGUAUAAUGAAGGUGUUGAAGCAACUUCGCUGCGCCGGCUGGAAGUCUCGCUUGAUGUUUUGGAGCGCCACCUCCGUGGCCGGGAAUACUUGGUGUCGAGCCUCCUGAGUCUGGCAGACCUUUCCGUUGCAGCUGCCAUGGUUUGGGGGUUUGGACAGGUUGUGGAUAAGGAGAUGCGUGGGAGAUAUCCUGUCACUGUGCAAUGGUACCUCCGUGUUAUUGAACAGGAUAAGGUGAAGCAGGUCUUUGGGGAGCCGAAAAUGAUCGAGGUGCGCGUUUCUCCGCCAGGAGGGAGCGCAUAG
This is a messenger RNA of Aspergillus calidoustus, 675 nucleotides long. The record is from the annotation of a GenBank genome assembly. NCBI's taxonomy places the organism in Eukaryota, Fungi, Ascomycota, Eurotiomycetes, Eurotiales, Aspergillaceae.